GCUAUUGUGUGGUUUUCUGUUUUCUUCUCUGCAUAAAAUUCAUUUACCAUUAGCUAAAUUCAUUCCUGGUUCCUUUGAAAAAGUCUAGAAGUUUAAUAGAGGAUAAGUAAGAUGGCAAAACGAAAAGGAAUGAAACCACUCAACUUGGACUGCUCAGACGACAGUGAACCAGAAGAACCCGGCUCUCCUGUGCGAGCCAGUGAGGCAGAACUGAAGAACAGAGUCGUCAAAGUUGCACGUAGACGCCUAACGAAGCAACCACCAGCAGGUGGAGUUUUUGGAUCCUUAAGUGCUGCAGCAUGUCUCAAGUCGCAACCGCAAAUAAAUCUGGAAUCAACCUUCGCAUUCCUCAAGAAAGGUGGUACAGGAACGUUGGCGCCGGUUUCUGGCAUUGGUGCUUUUAAUGCUCUCAACGGGAAUUCAUCCUCAAAUGCAGAGAAAAGUAUCCAGUCUUCCAAAAGUUCUACUCCGCUCCCUAAAACUGAUUCAUCUUCUAAAAUGGCAAGGACAGACAUCGUUGAACCAAGUUUGAAACGUGAUAACAAUCAACCUCCUGUGAAGUCCAACCAAUCUGUGUCAGCCAAUGGAGACGAAAAGGUUUCAUCGUCUGUAGAUGUUAAAGAUCUUUGUGCAAAAGAUUCAACCAAUCCAAUCCUUGAGCAGGUGAAAAUUUUGAAUAUUGAGUGUCUCCAAUGGGCUCAACAACAUAUCGAUGAAGAUCCCAUGAGUGAUCUCAGGCCUGUCUUUAAAGAUUACAAUCAAUAUUUUGAAUCGAUUCUGCAAGAAUAUCACAAAGCUGAAGGCAGCAAACCAAAAGAGUCAAACGCAUCAUCAGAAACUCUAGCCAAGCUUCAAAACCACAUCAAGACAAAGAAUCAAGCAGAAAAUAAUAAAGAUAGCGAUAAAACGGAAGGUUCUAGUUCAAGUAACAAUUUUUACAGCCCAGACUCAAAUGCUGAGAUAAAAAGCAAAAUCUCUCAAAGCCUAAAUCGCCUUAGCUACUUUUCAUCCCUCCUCGAUAAAAAUAAUAGUUCUAGCGAAACAAAUUCUGAUUCGAUACCUACACCUCAGGUUUCAUCACCAUCUAUCCAAAAAGCUCCGGAUGCCACUCCAAAACUAUCCAACCCGAUUAGCUCACCCAAAUCUGAAUCAAAUAAAAAAGUAGAGUUUUCAUUUGGUCGUCCCUCUAGUGACUCUCCAAAACCACCAACUUUCCCUAUCAGUUCACCCAAAUCCGACUCAACUCCAAAAGUAGAUUUUUCAUUUCGUCGUCCGUCGAGUGAUUCACCAAAACUGUCAAAUUUUGCUGAUUCAGCAGACAAGUCUGCAACCUCUGAAACAGCUGGAGGCAGCUUUUUGAAAAUGCCAGCCGUAGCAAACAACUGUUUCUCUAAUCCGCAACCACAGUCUUUCACCAACUCAAAUUUAUUCGCCAAGGAUUCGGCUGAUUCCAAAUCCAAAUUCGGGUCUAUUUUUGGGAAUACAGCUCCCACGCCUUCGAUCUUUGGUUCGACUCCCUCACCAUUCGGCUCAUCGAACACAACUGCGGAGGCUUUGCAAAAGGACGAGGAAGGAGAUGAUGAUGAUCAGCCGCGUGUCGUUGAGGUCAAACCGAUGAUCGAGGAAGGAGCCAAGUACACCACUAGGUGUAAGGUUUUCAUUAAGAAAGAAGACAACUCGUACGGAGACAAAGGUGUGGGAACCUUGUCUUUAAAAGGCCUUGAAAACUCCAACAAAUCUCAGCUUGUGGUGAGAGCAGAAUCAACUCUGGGGAAUAUUCUUGUAAAUGUGCUACUUUCAAAAGAUCUCCCCAUCCAACGCACUGGAAAGAAUAACGUCCUGAUAGUUUGUCUGCCCACCCCUGAUUGUGAGCCACCUCCAAAGGUUGUCCUCUUGCGUGUAAAAACAGAAGAUGAUGCUGAUAAACUUUGUGAAGUGUUGAAGAAUGCCCAAGCGUAAAUGUUCAGUAAGUAAUUGUAGAAUCCAUCAUCAGUAAUUGUACAUCACAAUUGAACAUUUUGCUCGCAAACUGCAAAUUGUGAGCUGCUUUCAAUGGUUGUAUGCUCGCAUGUAAA
Molecule: messenger RNA, 2075 nt
Organism: Bemisia tabaci
Lineage: Eukaryota; Metazoa; Arthropoda; Insecta; Hemiptera; Aleyrodidae
Gene: Nup50
Product: nuclear pore complex protein Nup50
Cellular component (GO): nuclear pore
Source: RefSeq, a predicted model, not a curated record